UGCUGCGACCUCGGAAAAAUGCCGUGGUGUUUGACCAGCUGGCGAAUCGUUGGACCCCUAAGAUAAGCGGCGGAAAUGGGCGACGGGGUCCCGAACCCAAUGGGCAUCUUUGGUUUUGGCUGACUUUUGCCCGAGUGCCGGCGCACCCCAUUUUUGUCGCAGCUGCCGACGUAAGAAAGAAAUUCGGCGCCACGCCCUCUCUUCGCUUCCACGACCUGACCUGCAAUAUCUUGAGUCUGCACAUCUUGUGAAGGGCUUGGUCUGAGUUGAUCUCGACGUCGUUCUUGUCCUGUCAAUCGCGGCCAGGCAUAACUGCCCGUUCUCGUCCUUUCCAAGCGCCACCAACCAUGUCUUUCUCCUCUCUUGUCCAGGACAUCGCUUUCCGCGACUCGGCUCAGGGUCACGCUCGCACGACUGCCAGCACAGCAACUAGCAAUGACAACCAGUCGACCAUUUCCCGCCCAUCGCUAGCUCGAUCCUACACCUCCACAGCAGCCACGAGCGUUAGCAUCGCAGGCGAUAUCUCGAGUCAGCUACAUGCAGGAUACAGCCACCCACUAUCAAGAGCAUGGCAAGCAGAGCGACAAUUGACAAAGUCGAUGCUGAUAUACCCCCUCUUCAUCACCGACAACCCUAAUGAAAUCACACCGAUCCCCUCCCUCCCCAAUCAAAAUCGCCUGGGCUUGAACAAACUGGUCCCCUUCCUCACCCCACUCGUCCAGAAGGGACUUCGCUCAGUCAUUCUCUUCGGCGUCCCGCUCGCUGAGACCGCGAAGGAUGCCCUUGGUACCGCCGCAGACGACCCCGAAGGCCCUGUGAUCAAGGGCAUUCAAGUCAUUCGCCGUGCUUUUCCCCAACUCUUCAUCAUCGCCGAUGUCUGUCUCUGUGAGUACACAUCUCACGGCCACUGCGGUAUUCUGCGGGAUGACGGUUCGCUCAACAACGCUAUGUCUGUCGAGCGAAUCUCCGAUGUGGCCAUGGCCUACGCGCACGCUGGCGCCCACUGCGUCGCACCCUCGGAUAUGAAUGACGGCCGCAUCCGUGCCAUCAAAUUGAAGCUCAUCGAGACCGGCCUCGCACACCAGGUCAACCUCAUGAGUUAUGCCGCCAAAUUCUCCGGGUGUCUGUAUGGCCCCUUCCGUGAUGCGGCAGGGUCGUGCCCGUCGUUCGGCGACCGGAAAUGCUACCAGCUUCCUCCUGGAGGACGAGGAUUGGCCAGACGUGCCAUCGUGCGAGAUAUCCAGGAAGGCGCCGACAUUAUAAUGGUCAAGCCUGCGUCGUCAUAUUUGGACAUCAUUUCGGACGCGAAGGAGCUUGCCAAGGAUAUGCCUAUCGCAGCGUACCAGGUCAGUGGCGAGUAUGCCAUGAUUCACGCGGGAGCUAAGGCUGGCGUAUUUGACCUCAAGGCCAUGGCUUUCGAGAGCACGGAGGGCAUCCUUCGUGCCGGAGCAGGCAUUGUGGUGAGCUACUUCACGCCGGAAUUUUUGGACUGGCUGAGCGCAUAAAUGUUUUGCUGUCUGUGUUGAGCGUAUGUGACAAUGCUGUAGGAUGCGUCUUCGGACGGGAUGGUUAUGGAGUCACGAGAAGGGCAAGGGAUGAUAUCCAAAAUUGGAAUCGAUUGAUGGUCAAAAA
This is a messenger RNA of Exophiala viscosa, 1632 nucleotides long. Its product is annotated as delta-aminolevulinic acid dehydratase. The coding region runs from base 348 to 1505 and encodes 385 amino acids. The record is from RefSeq and is a predicted model, not a curated record. Gene Ontology annotation, molecular function: zinc ion binding; porphobilinogen synthase activity. Gene Ontology annotation, cellular component: cytosol. NCBI's taxonomy places the organism in Eukaryota, Fungi, Ascomycota, Eurotiomycetes, Chaetothyriales, Herpotrichiellaceae. The transcript is spliced from 2 exons. Gene Ontology annotation, biological process: heme biosynthetic process.